Drosophila guanche is the source of this 517-nucleotide messenger RNA. RefSeq lists its product as uncharacterized. The transcript has a single exon. The record is from RefSeq and is a predicted model, not a curated record. Lineage: Eukaryota; Metazoa; Arthropoda; Insecta; Diptera; Drosophilidae. The coding region runs from base 20 to 439 and encodes 139 amino acids.
CUGGCUCUGCGACAAAUAGAUGGACUGGUUCGAUGCCCUGCAUUUCUGCCAGAAUUUAAAAAUGUGUUUGGCUGAUAUGCGCACAAGAGUUUCCUUCGAGGAGCUCGAGAAUAAACAGACGGAACGCGCAGAAUUUUGGAUCGGCUUGAACGUGUAUGAGAAACUGGACUUUUCAUACGUAUCCAAUAACGAGAUCAAGGAGUACGUGCCGCCUCAGUCGGAACUUUCGUUAGACAAAGCCUGUGCGUACAUAAAACCUCUAGCAAGUGGUUCGUAUGCCAUUGGCACAAGCAGUUGCGGGCGGCUCAAACGAUUUGUGUGCACCCCGACCAUAAGAUGCAAUGGAAUGGCGACGAACAGCAGUCAAAUUUUCAGCCUUGACAACAACAUUCCCUGCAAAAUGAGCGCUGAAGUAACUAACAUAAUUGCUCUCCAAUAGCCAUGAGCAUUUACUUUUUACAGCUGCUGCUAUAUUAAUAAAUUACUCUGGCUCAGAACCACUCAGAUCGCCUUGUCA